Vicia villosa (hairy vetch) is the source of this 942-nucleotide messenger RNA. RefSeq lists its product as uncharacterized. Gene Ontology annotation, molecular function: catalytic activity. The transcript has a single exon. The coding region runs from base 1 to 942 and encodes 313 amino acids. Lineage: Eukaryota; Viridiplantae; Streptophyta; Magnoliopsida; Fabales; Fabaceae. The record is from RefSeq and is a predicted model, not a curated record.
AUGCAAGAUUUUUGUGCUAAGAGUUUUUGGAGGAACACUUCUAUUGGUUAUUCUUUCUCUAACUCUAACAGGCUAUCAGGAGGUUUAAUAACUUUAUGGAAGGAGGGAGAGAUGGAGGUGUUAUAUAGUUUCAAUGGUUCUAAUUUUUUUGGGAUUAGAGUUUUAUGGAAGAAGCAUUUUUAUUAUAUUGUGAAUGUCUAUUCGUCGUGCCUUUUGAGUAAGAAGGAGUUAUGGGACAAAUUGGUGGAGUUGAAGGAUGCUCAUAGGGAUGGUGAGUGGAUCAUUGGAGGCGAUUUCAAUGCGAUUAAACAUCGUAGUGAAAGGAAAGGAAUAACUUUGCAUGAUAAUAACGCGGGUAUUAAUCUUUUUGCGGAUUUUAUUUCGAGAAUUGAUUUGGUAGAUAUUCCUUGGAAGGGAAAGAAGUUUUCUUGGUAUAGUGGGGAUGGAAAGUCUAGUAGUCGUAUUGACCGGUUCCUUAUUCCGGACACUAUUAUCAAUAUAUGGCAUGUGAUCGGGAAAAAUAUUGGAGAUAGAGACAUUUCGGACCAUUGUCCAGUGUGGCUAGUGUUGGAUAAUAACAAUUGGGGUCCUAAACCGUUCAAAUUUAAUAACGAAUGGUUUUCGUUCAAUUCUUUUGUUCCUUUUAUGGAGAAGGAGUGGAAGGAGAUAAAGGUGGAAGGAAGAGGCGAUUUUGUGCUAAAAGAAAAACUUAGAUUAUUAAAAGAGAGAUUGAGAUGGUGGAAUCAAAAUGUGUUUGGCAAGAUCAAUGUGGAAGUGGAGGAGAAUGUGAGGGCUAUAAACAAUGGGGAUGAUUUGUUGGAAGUUGAGGAGGAGGAUAACAUUUCCGCUAUUUUGCUAGGUAGGAAAAAGGCUACUAGUAGAUUUUGGUUGAAUUUGAGAAUUAAGGAGAAUAUGCUCGCCCAAAAAUCAAAAGUUAAAUGA